AUGGAACACCCGCCAUGUAUUUCUGAGGAAUUGAGGCAAUGUGUCGUCUAUGGCGCUCACCCUACAGUCUAUUACAUCCCUGAUUUCAUUUCUGAAGAGGAGGAGGCCCAUCUCCUGCAGCAGAUCUAUCAGUCCCCCAAACCCAAGUGGACCCAGUUGUCUGGCAGGAGGCUGCAGAACUGGGGAGGUUUACCGCAUCCCAAAGGGAUGCUAGAGGAGAAGAUGCCCGCCUGGCUUAAUGCGUACUGCCAUAAAGUUUCUUCACAUGGGGCGUUUGGUGGAAAAACAGCCAAUCAUGUCCUGGUGAACGAGUAUAAACCAGGUGAGGGGAUUAUGCCCCACGAGGAUGGACCCCUGUACUAUCCGACGGUCACUACUAUCAACUUGGGCUCGCACACCCUCCUGGACUUCUACACACCCGUGGGACGGUCAGAGGAUGAUGACAUUUCAGCAUCGGAGGAUGAACGCCAUCUUUUCUCUUUGCUCCUGAGGCCGCGCAGCUUGUUGGUAUUGCAAGAUGAUGCGUACCGGAACCUUCUUCACGGCAUCAAGGCGCACGAUUUGGAUGUACUGACUAACAAGGUGUUGAACCUGAAUGCUGCCCAGGCACGACCGGGCGAAACGCUGACCCGAGGGACCAGAGUGUCGCUAACCAUUCGACACGUGCCCAAAGUCUUUAAAACCAAGUUUCUUCUCGGGAAGAAGUGA
This is a messenger RNA of Nerophis lumbriciformis (worm pipefish), 708 nucleotides long. NCBI's taxonomy places the organism in Eukaryota, Metazoa, Chordata, Actinopteri, Syngnathiformes, Syngnathidae. The record is from RefSeq and is a predicted model, not a curated record.